AUGCUGUUGAUUACAUCAAUUAUUUUAUGGUUAGUGUCAUCAGCGUUAGCAGUCUUCAUCAAUGAGAAAGUACAUAAUAAAGAAAAACAAUUACUGAUUUUAAAGCAACCACUUGGGGAUCAGUCAGAGGUCAAAUCUGAGAACAAGUCAGCCUACGUCUUCUUCGCUGACCACACUUUUGAACAAAAAAUUCGAGCUGAAUUAGGUUUGGAUGGAAAUGGAUACUUUGAAACGAAUGCAGUGAAAUUGAAGCUAAAAAACUGUAGCAGUGAACAUGUGAAUAAGAUCUCAUCAAUAUCAACCUUUGUAUCAGCCUAUAAUAAAUCAAAUUCUGAAGAUAGAAAAUGCAAAUGUGAAAGAUGUUGCAAAGUUUUUGAAUAUCCCCCAAACAAAGAUUAUCUUCCAAUGAAACCAGUAAUGAGAACUCCAAAACAAAGACAGCAAUUUGAAACAGAAGCUGAUUAUGUUAUAAUGCAUGAACCAAAGUCACUUAUGGAAUCUGAUGAAGAAACAGAAGACAGAAGAACAGAAUCUAAUAAACAAAAAUACUGCAUGCUUCUAGAAGUCGAAAAAAAAGUCUUCGAAGUCGACGAGUUUCAAAAAUUACCGGAUGUAUCUGAAGAAAAUUGCAAUUCUAAUUAUAAUAAGGACAAAUCGAAGGUUGCAAAACUUUUAUUAAGUAACAACGAUUUGCAAACACUUGAUACUUUCUCAAAUCUUGUGAAUACGAGGUUUGUAGAAAUUUCUGAUGACGAUGACCUUGGAAUACUGAUUGAAAAUGUGAACAAUAUGAUAGAAGAAAGUAUUGAUGCUUCCGGAAUGAACAAAUCAUCAUCAAAUAUGACAAAAAAUGAUUGGGUCAAAGUUAUUCUACUGGAAGCCAUAAUGCAUCUAUUGUUUAUUAUUGCACUGUGUUCAAUAAAUGUACACUUCAUUUUCGCUACACCACCAAUAGUUACAGACAAUAUUGAGGAUGAAAGCAGCCAAAUAACACGAAAUUCGACAGGAAAAAUUAAUGCCACUCGAGUUCAUUUCAAUGAAUCCGUUACUGUCAUUUUGUUCGGAAACAAAUACGAUGAUAACGAUUCUACACAUACAUUUAGACAAGAGACUAAAAAAUUUGUGAAUAACAUUAUUCGUGCAAUUACAAGGAAUUCUAUUACAGAACAACCUGAAUGGGUUUCUAUAUAUACAACUGAAUUGAAUGAUUUGUCACUACAGGAUCAGCCAAUCGUGAAUUCAAGCCAAAAAAGUUUCAAACUAGAAGCUAAUGCAUUACCUACACGAGAAUACAUUACUUUACCUCCAAGGCCACCUCAUCCAAAAUUCAGAAUAACAAACCCAACACCACCACCAAGACAUUACAGAAUGAUAACUCCAACGCCAGCAAAACGUAAGUUGAAUGUGAUGACUACGACGCCAGCGCCACAACGUUUCAAACCGGAAACUACGAUAUCAUUUAGACGACAACUGAAACGGAGAGCUCCAACGCCACCUACAUAA
Molecule: messenger RNA, 1503 nt
Organism: Thelazia callipaeda (thelaziosis nematode)
Lineage: Eukaryota; Metazoa; Nematoda; Chromadorea; Rhabditida; Thelaziidae
Source: the annotation of a GenBank genome assembly